GAGGUUUCCGUGACUGGUAUGAUCGGAGCUUGUAGCCGGAAGUUAAGAAACACGUGUGUCAAAUGCAAGUCACAGAAGUUGGUGAAGUAAACUAACAAAAUGGUACUUCAGAGGGUUGUAAAACCCAAAACCCACAAGGGAAGAAAGUUUUUAGAAAAUAGAGAACCUAAAAUAGAAGAAAAUGACAAGGUGGCGAUGUUUAUAAAAGGAGGAAAUACGAGUCAAACAGUUUCACAAGUCCUCAAAGAAAUGUACAUGUUAAAGAAACCUACUGGCAUAAUGAUGAAACGUAAAAAUGUUGUGAGACCAUUCGAAGAUCAGACGACGUUGGAAUAUUUUUCAGAAAAAAAUGACGCGUCUUUAUUUUUGUUUGGAUCUCAUUCAAAGAAGAGGCCGCACAAUUUAGUUUUAGGACGAUUCUUUGAUCAUCAUAUUUUAGAUAUGGUAGAGUUGGGCAUCGAGAAUUUCAGAUCCAUGUUUGAAUUUCAAAAUGAUAAAUGUUCUCAUGGCACCAAGCCAUGCGUUAUCUUCAGUGGACAAGACUUUGAGCAGCUGGAGGAUUACGCUAAACUCAAAAGUUUACUUAUGGACUUUUUUCGUGGACCUAAAACAGAGAAAAUUAGAUUAUCUGGUUUAGAAUUAGUGCUGCAGGUUACAGCUGUUGAUAACAAAAUUUAUUUCAGAACUUUUCGAACCGUACUGAAAAAAUCCGGAACUAAAAUCCCCCGCGUAGAGUUGGAAGAAAUUGGACCAUCUCUAGAUUGGGUAGUGAAAAGAAGUAUGUUUGGUUCUGAUGACUUGUACAAAAGGGCAAAUAAAAAACCAUCUGAGGCCAAAAAGUCGAAAACCCAAAAGAAUAAAUCCAGAACAAAUCUUGGAGAUAAAAUGGGCAGAAUUCACAUGCAAAAACAAAAUCUUGAUACACUACAAACAAGAAAGAUGAAAGGGCUGAAAAGAAAGAAGGGAGGUGAUGAGGUGGAAGGCGAAGCCGGUGAAGCAAGUGAAUCCACAAAUGAAAAAUUGAGAAAAAUGGCUGAGUAAUGAAAGAACUGUUAAAAAAAAUAUUCACCAAGCUUAUGUAAAUAAAAUGACUCACAUACAUAAAAAUUGUCUGUACUACUGUAGCAUGUGGAUUCACAUUCUAUUCGACAAUCUUUAUAAGAAGCUAUACCAUAUAUGGGAAGAUUACAGAAUCAGUAUGUCAAUAUUUUGUAACACUACACUAUCUGAGGUUACCUAGACAUUUCAUUGUAUUAUGCAAUAGGACUAUCAGAGUAAUCUGUCCGAGUUAUACUCCAGGGCCUAGCCGUUUGAUUCUACUGAUAAAGAAUCCUGUGUAUGAAGUCAGGGGUGCACAAGAGGGUUUUUUUAGUCCAGAUAGGCAAAUGGACCAUUUUUUUUUUGCCAAGUGGGCCGGGUUUUUUUCUUGGGUAAAAUGGGCCAGUUUGCCGGAGUCUCUUACACAUUCAAUCAAACCAAAAUGAGGCGUACAAAUCAAUAUUCUACUGAGUCAUUUAAAAAUUACAUAAUGCUAUACUUACUAACUAGUUUUGACCUAACUGGGGGUAAUAAAUUGAUUUUCUAAUACUGAGUGGGCCGAUUUUUUUAUCCCCCCCCCGCAGAAAAAUAUGUUUGUGUGCCCCUGUACGAAGUAAAUUAUUGAAAUAAGGAUCUAUUGGCUGUUUCUGCAGUUCUUGUGGCAGAGACAGGAUUAAUGAAUAAAAAAAUCUAAGCUGUUGUUUAUAUGACUGUACAAAUAAAUUGAAAGAUAAAAAAAAGCUGAAUUAUUUGUAAAUCGGUGUGAUGUAUGGUAAAAGAGUAUUAAAUCGUUGUUAACUAUA
Messenger RNA from Patella vulgata (common limpet), 1841 nucleotides. RefSeq names its product ribosome production factor 2 homolog. Bases 100 to 1041 code for a protein of 313 amino acids. NCBI's taxonomy places the organism in Eukaryota, Metazoa, Mollusca, Gastropoda, Patellidae. Gene Ontology annotation, biological process: ribosomal large subunit assembly; maturation of LSU-rRNA from tricistronic rRNA transcript (SSU-rRNA, 5.8S rRNA, LSU-rRNA). Gene Ontology annotation, molecular function: rRNA binding. Gene Ontology annotation, cellular component: nucleolus. The transcript has a single exon. The record is from RefSeq and is a predicted model, not a curated record.